Molecule: messenger RNA, 1128 nt
Organism: Sturnus vulgaris (Common starling)
Lineage: Eukaryota; Metazoa; Chordata; Aves; Passeriformes; Sturnidae
Source: RefSeq, a predicted model, not a curated record
CAGGAACUGCCUCUCGUGUGCCUGAUGCUGCUCCUGCUCUGCAGAGAUCCAGGUGUGGGUGCCCAGGAAUUCAGGCUGCACCAGCCCCAGGACAAGGUGUCGGUGGCAGCAGGGGAGACGCUCACCCUGAACUGCACCACGUCUGGAACGCCUGUAGCAGGUGCUACGAGAUGGCUGAAGGGCUGGGGCAGUGAAAACAAAACCAUCUAUGACCAGAAGGAGCCCUUACCCCGUGUGACGAGAGCAGUGAAUCAGUCCAACACAGACUUCACCAUCCACAUCAGCAACGUUCAGCCUGAGGACAUGGGCACCUACUACUGUGUGAAGUUUCUCAAGGGGGACACUGGUCAGGAUGAGCUGUUUCAGCGUGGCAGUGGCACAGAGGUGUCUGUGCAAGCCAAACCCAGUCCCCCACUCGUGUCUGGGCCUGAGCAGAGAGUGAGCCCGGGGCAGUCGGUGUCUUUCACCUGCACAACUGGAGGGUUCUUUCCCAAAGAGAUUGUGGUGAAUUGGUCCAACAACACGGGCCCCGUGACGGCUCAGCAGCCCCAGAUCACUGAAUGGAGGGUGAAAACCUACAACAUGUCCAGCACAGUGAUGGUGACCCUGCAGAAGGACAACGUCCACUCGCAGCUCACCUGUGAGGUGCAGCACUCCACGCUGGCGGCCCCGCUGCGUGGGAGCUUCCAGCUCAGCAAAGUCCUGCGAGUUCCCCCCAGUGUUGAAGUGCACGCUGAGCCGAGCCCCGCUGAGCUGAACAAGACCGUGACCUUCACCUGCCUCGUGAAGGACUUUUACCCAGCACACGUAUCCGUUUCCUGGCUGGAGAAUGGGAUUGAGAUAAACACGCAGAACGUCUCCCAGCCACGGGAACUCCGCAGUGGCUUGUUCGAGUUGAGAAGCCAGGUGGAGGUGCAAGCGACAGAGGAGAAAAACGGGUCCACGAUCAUCUGCAGGGUGGUGCACGAUGCCCAGGCUCCUGCCAACUCCUCAGCCUCACUGUGGAUCUCCAACCCGGCCCAGGGGGAAUCGAGCAAGGAGUCCCAGAUGCUUAAGGGUGCGUCAGAGCUGCUGGUAUGGGGUGCCUGCCAGGGCAGCUGUGUGGUGUCACCCCCUGAGGCAGCUUGA